UCUUCCACGUUGUAACGACAGCAGGAAGAGAAUGUGUUGACCGUCCUCUGCCAGAGUUAGUGGUGUGUAAUCCAAAUAUUUAGAUCUGCUGAAUGGCAGUGGGGUAAAUGGGACUGUUUUCGUUACGUGCGUAAAAGGGUAUAUAUUCCGGGGAUACAAACUAACGGAAGCCAUGUCAGUAAAUCGCUGUGCGUACUUAUUUUCUCGCAUUCAACGCCACAUUAACAGCAGAACGACUUGCAUCACUGCCGGUAGCUGUCGUUCUACCACUGGCUCUAUUCCGUUACUCAGACAGCAUCAGGCUGGUUCCCUGGUUUGUUGCAGAAAUGUUUCUUCAAACGGCUCAACCGCCAAACCUCCGGACACUUCUCUAUUCGUCCCCAUCUCCCUUAAGACAGAUGCCCCGGCUGAUGGCAGCGUGGGAGUCGAGCUGACACAGCCGCUCGAUAAAAGUGAAAUGCUAAAAGUUUUGAACCGGUUUUACAAACGAAAGGAGAUGCAGAAGAUGGCAGCAGACCAGGGUCUGGAUGCUCGUCUCUUCCACCAGGCCUUCAUCAGCUUCAGAAAGUACGUUCUGGAAAUGACAUCACUUCCUGCUGACCUCCAUAUCAUCCUCAGUGACAUCUGCUGUGGAGCAGGCCAUAUUGAUGAUGUCUACCCAUACUUCAUUCGUCAUGCCAAACAAAUCUUUCCCAUGCUUGACUGUAUGGACGACCUGAGAAAGAUCUCAGACCUCCGAGUACCGGCCAACUGGUACCCUGAGGCUCGUGCUAUCCAGAGGAAGGUUAUCUUCCAUUCUGGACCCACCAACAGUGGGAAAACCUACCAUGCCAUCCAGCGCUACUUGGCUGCCAAAUCUGGAGUUUACUGUGGCCCUCUGAAGCUGCUGGCACAUGAAAUCUUUGAGAAAACCAACAGUGCUGGAGUGCCGUGUGACCUGGUUACUGGGGAGGAGAGGACUUUUGUGGACACUGACGGUCGAGCAGCUGGACAUGUGGCAUGCACCAUCGAGAUGUGCAGCGUCACAACACCUUAUGAGGUGGCCGUGAUUGAUGAAAUUCAGAUGAUCAGAGAUCUUUCUCGGGGGUGGGCAUGGACCAGAGCGUUGCUGGGAUUGUGUGCCGAGGAGAUCCACGUGUGCGGGGAACCUGCAGCGGUAGACUUCAUCAGAGAGCUGAUGUACACCACAGGAGAGGAGGUGGAGGUCCACAACUAUCAGCGUUUGACUCCGUUCUCAGUCUUGGAUCAUGCCGUGGAGUCGUUAGACAACCUGAGACCAGGAGACUGUAUUGUGUGCUUCAGCAAGAAUGACAUCUACUCCAUAAGCAGACAGAUUGAAGCCAGAGGACUAGAAUGUGCCGUUAUAUAUGGAAGUUUACCACCAGGCACUAAGCUGUCACAGGCCAAGAAGUUCAACGACCCGGAUGACCCCUGUAAGAUCCUGGUGGCUACAGAUGCCAUCGGCAUGGGCCUCAACCUGAGUAUAAAACGCAUAAUUUUCAACACAUUGGUAAAACCCAAUGUUAACGAGAAGGGAGAGAAACAGAUGGAGACCAUCAGCACCUCACAGGCGCUGCAGAUCUCAGGCCGUGCAGGGAGAUUUUCCUCCAAAUUUAAAGAAGGUGAAGUCACAACGAUGCACAGAGAUGACCUCGCUGUCCUGAAGGAGAUCCUUAGCCACUCUGUAGAUCCCAUAGAGACUGCAGGUCUUCACCCCACCGCAGAGCAGAUAGAGAUGUUUGCUUAUCAUCUGCCUGAUGCCACGCUGUCCAACCUUGUAGACAUAUUUGUCAGCCUUUCUCAAGUGGAUGGUAUGUACUUUGUCUGCAACAUCGACGACUUCAAGUUUCUGGCCGAUAUGAUUCAGCAUAUACCGCUAAACCUGAGGUCUCGUUACGUCUUCUGCACUGCUCCCAUCAACAAAAAGCAGCCUUUCGUGUGCACAUCCUUCCUAAAGUUUGCACGUCAGUUCAGUCGAGACGAACCCCUGACGUUUGACUGGGUCUGUCGACACAUCAGCUGGCCCGUGGCUGCACCCAAGAACAUCAAAGAUCUGGUUCAUUUGGAGGCUGUUCACGACGUUUUGGAUCUGUACCUCUGGUUAAGCUACCGCUUCAUGGACAUGUUUCCAGAUACAGCCUCCAUCCGGGAAAUCCAGCACGAGCUCGAUGAUAUCAUUCAGCAGGGGGUUCGAAAUAUCACUCGUCUCAUCCGAGCCACCGACUCAAACAUAAGUGACCCACUGCAGACCCAGAGCAACAUGCACGGCCAAACAGGGAGCGGCGGUGGAGCCUCAAGCAAUCGUAGUUUGCCCAGGAGCAGAGGUCAGAGAGGCCCAGGAGAAGUGAUGGGAAUCUCUCUGGCCAGUCGUCUGGUGAGAGAUGGGCUUCUGACCCCUGAUCUGCUCAGGCAGCUACAGAAGGAGUGGUCUAAGGACCAGAGACAAGAAUACACCAAUCAGAGCGCGCUCGAUGAAGACCAUCAUAGCAAGAACAACAAAGGGAAAAGAAAAAAGAAGAAGAAGUGAAGUGUCACACUGUUCUAUUAUGGCCAUUGUUAUCAUAUUUAACUCUGCUCCGAUGGGUUGUCUCAGCAAGUGAAGCAAGCCUUGGAAAAAUAUCUAGUUUGUACUGAAUUAUGUUUCAAUGCUGUGAAAAUGGAUGAAUACACCAACAGAACAGUGUGGACCCUGACAGCUACCUGGUUCAGGAGUGGAAUUCAUGCCAGAACACUUGUUUAUCGUCCUAACACUAGCCAUCUUAUUUCCCUGUGUGACAUACAUGCCAGGUUUGUUUUCUUGUAGCCCAGAAAUGAACUAAAUUAAGCAACAAUAAAUUUUUCCAGUUCAUGCUACUUUAAAGUCUCGGCUGCUUUACAUUUAUCCCACAUGUGGGAUCGGUGUGAACAGAAACACUCGGAUCCUUGUUUUUUUUUUAUUGGCAUUUGAGCUUAAAAAAGCGGACUCAUCUUGCUUUUGUUUAACCUAUGUACAUUUUUCAUAGUGGACAUUUUCUUGAUGGGAUAUUUGAAGCUUACUAGCAGCCGAGUUGAGCCUGUUUCAGUGACAUUAAGGCACGUUUUGUAAAUGCAGUGUGCACUUGUCUGUUGGUCAGUUCGUUUAUUUUCUCAGCUCAGGUCAUGGACACUCCACUAUUACACCCCACACAACGAGAGAACAGGUUGGAACGCACACAGACACCAACGGGAGGUCAUUGUCUGUAGGAAAGAUUUGCCUCUUUUUUCAUUGUAUUUUUAAGCAGUGGCAUUUGUCAAUAAAAAACCAAAAGUAU
Molecule: messenger RNA, 3290 nt
Organism: Menidia menidia (Atlantic silverside)
Lineage: Eukaryota; Metazoa; Chordata; Actinopteri; Atheriniformes; Atherinopsidae
Source: the annotation of a GenBank genome assembly